Messenger RNA from Rotaria socialis, 3996 nucleotides. Lineage: Eukaryota; Metazoa; Rotifera; Eurotatoria; Philodinida; Philodinidae. The record is from the annotation of a GenBank genome assembly.
AUGUCUUCAUCAAAUAGAAUUAAUUAUUUGACAUUCUUUGUGAAUGGUAAAAUGAUAAUCGAACAUGAUGCUCAGCCAGAAUGGACUUUAUUAUGGUAUUUAAGAACUAAAUGUCGACUAACUGGUUCAAAGUUGGGUUGUGGAGAAGGAGGUUGUGGCGCUUGUACAGUGCUGAUCUCUCAUUAUGAUCCUACAUCGCAAAAGAUUGUUCAUCGAGCUAUCAAUGGAUGUUUAGCUUCAAUUUGUUGCGUCGAUGGUUGUCAUAUAACAACUGUAGAAGGUAUCAAUGGUAUCCAAAGUGAUUCUUUGCAUCCCAUACAAGAACGUAUAGCUGAACUUUACGGGUCACAAUGCGGUUUUUGUACACCUGGUAUUGUUAUGUCACUCUAUGGUACAUUGAAUAAUAUUGAAAACCCAACCAUGCAAGAUAUUGAAGAUUCAUUUGAUGGCAAUCUAUGUCGUUGUACUGGUUAUCGACCAAUAUUAGACGCAGCGAAAACAUUUGCGUGCGAUAAAAAGCCAAAGGUGAAUCAACCAUCUGAUUGCAGCAAUAGUAGAGAUGAAAAUAUCAAUACUAUUAUAAGUACAACAGAGAACAAGUUAUUACAAUACGUUGAUAUAAAAUGUCCAGCAUUAGAAUUUCCACCAUCAUUACUACAUCACAAAACCCAAUCAAUACAUAUAAAAGGUAUUACAUUCUUUACAAUCAGAAAUGAGCAUUGCUUUGCAGACGAGAGUAAAUCUGUUGAAUGGUAUCGUCCAGUAACAUUGGUUGAGCUUGUCUCAUUGAAAAAUCAGUAUCCAACGGCAAAAAUAGUUUCAGGCAAUACAAUGGUACAAAUUGACAGAAAAUUUAAAAAUAAAAACUAUCCUAUUCUCAUUGGGGUUUCACACAUUCAAGAAUUAAAUACUAUGGAAAAAUUAGAGAAUGGUAUGAUCAUUGGUGCUGGCAUAACAAUAGCAAAAUUAAAAGAAUACUUAAAAUUAUGGUUAAAGACGUUAUCAACACAUCAAAUAAGUACAUGUCAUGCACUAUUGAAUCAAUUGAAUAGUUUUGGUUCGGAACAAAUUCGAAAUGUUGCCACUAUUGGUGGUAAUAUUAUUCAUGGAUCAUCGAUAUCCAGUUUAAAUCCAAUCUUACAAGCAUGUAAUGCUAAACUAAAAUUGAUAAAACACAGCACUAAUGAACAAUGUGAAAUAGCACUGCGAAACUUCUUCGUACGCAAUAACAACGUUGACAUGGAACGAGACGAAAUUCUACUGUCGGUUUACAUUCCAUUUACAGAAGAAUAUGAAUAUUUGCAAUCUUACAAGCAAUCGAAGAGACGUAAAUUUGAUACUCCUAUAGUUAGUUGUGGUUUCCAAGUUAAACUGGAGCAUCAAGCGGAUGGUUUUGUACCAGAAUUCAAAUGGAAAAUACAAUCAGCAUGUCUUUCGUUUGGUGGUAUAGCAUCGUCUAUAGUUAUGAUGAAAAAGACACAAGACUAUCUCAAAGAUAAACCAUGGUGUAAGCAAACAAUGAAGGAUGCUUUGAAAUGCUUACUGGAUGAAUUAACUUUGGAUGAAUCUACGUCAGGUGGACAAGCAGCAUAUCGUCGCACAUUAGUGACAUCGUUUUUCUUCAAAUUCUAUCUGUAUGUAAAAGAACAAUUACAAAAAACGUACCCUGAUACCGUAGCCGAUGAAAUAUCGUCCAAUGAAUUAUCAGCUAUAAAAACGUACGUUCGUGAUUUAUCACACGGAGAAGCAAAAUAUACUUGCGAUAUACCAACACCUUCAGAUGGACUUUAUUCAGCUCUUGUUUUAAGUACACGACCGUAUGCAAGAAUCGUGUCAAUUGAUAAAACAAAAGCUGAAGAAGUGCCUGGUUUUAAAGCAUUUAUUAGCCAUUUGGAUGUGCCUGGUUGUCGUAUGACUGGUGAUGUUGUUAAUGAUGAAGAAGUAUUUCCAUCGUCGAUUGUUUACUGUGUGGGUACAGUAAUUGGUUUGGUUGUUGCUGAUAAUGAAAUGGAUGCACAACAUGCGUCAAAAUUAAUUGAUAUAAAAUACGAAUGUUUAAAACCAUUAAUAGUCACCAUUGAUCAAGCGAUUGAACAACAAUCUUAUUUAGGACCAGAACUUUCUUUAAAAUUUGGUAAUUUAGAACAAGGUUUUCAAGAAUCUGAACACACAUUGACCGGUGAAUUUUAUAUUGGUGGUCAAGAACAUUUUUAUUUAGAAACAAAUUGUUGUUUGGCUAUACCACAUGAACGUGGUGAAUUAGAACUAUUCGUAUCAACACAAAAUGCAACUGGUGUACAAGAAAAAGUAGCUGCAGCGUUAGGUAUUCCAAGUAAUAAAAUCGUCGUUCAUGUAAAGCGUAUAGGCGGUGGAUUUGGUGGUAAAGAUUCAAUACGUCACAUAAGACUAUGUAUCGCUAUUUCAAUAGCUGCAAUGAAAUUAAAACGACCAGUUCGCUUGACUCUUGACAGAAAUGUCGACAUGUUAAUAAAUGGACAGAAUCAUCCAUUUAAAUCUUUAUAUAAAGUGGGUUUUACAUCUUCAGGUCUAUUAAAAGCAUUAGAUAUAGUAUUAUACAGUAAUGGUGGAUGGUCUCAAGAUUACUCUGUACCUAUAAUGGAACGUGCUUUACUACAUUGUGAUAAUGUUUAUAAUUUUAAAAAUCUUAAAUGUUAUGGACGUGUAUGUAAAACAAAUAUUCAAUCAAUGACAGCAUUUCGUGGUUUUGGAAUACCACAAGCUAAUUUAAUAUGUGAAAUAGUAGUAGAACAUGUUUCAUCAUAUUUAAAAGUAGAACCAGUAGAAUUGAGACAAAUAAAUUUAUAUCAAGAAAAUGAUUCUACACAUUUUCAUCAAAUAUUAAUAAAUUGGCAUGUUCCAAAAAUGUGGAAUGAAUUAAUUAAAUCGUCAGAAUAUUAUCAACGAUUGGGAGAAGUAAAACGAUUUAAUCGUGAAAAUCAUUAUCGAAAACGUGGUAUAGCAAUGAAUCCAACAAAACUUGGCCUUGGUUUUACACGUAAACAUAUGUAUCAAGCUGCAGCUUUAAUACAUAUUUAUCGAGACGGCACCGUAUUAUUGACACAUGGUGGAACAGAAAUGGGUCAAGGUCUUCAUGUGAAAACGAUUCAAGUAGCAUCUGAAAUAUUACAGAUUGAUAUUAAUCUAAUUCGUAUUAGUGAAACAGCAACGGAUAAAAUUCCAAAUGCAUCAUCGACAGCCGGUUCAGUGUCCUCAGAUUUAUACGGAAAUGCAACUAAACUUGCAUGCCAACAAAUAAAUGAACGAUUAAAAUCAUUAAGAGAAGAAUUUCCGGAAUAUAACUGGUUUGAAUUAAUUAGUAGAGCAUACUAUCGGCGAAUUAACUUGUCUGCAGAAGGUUUUUAUACUACACCCCACGUAGAAGAUGUUGAUUUUGCAAAUAAUUUUGCAUCAUAUCCAUAUUUUACAACUGGAUGUGCUUGUUCAGAGGUUGAAAUUGAUACAUUGACAGGCGAUUUUCAUAUUUUAAGAACAGAUAUUCUUAUGGAUUUUGGUUUAUCAAUGAAUCCGAAUAUUGAUGUCGGCCAAAUAGAAGGCGCAUUUAUGCAAGGAGUUGGCAUGGUUACAAUGGAAGAGAUAAUAUGGGGUGAUGAGCAACAUAAAUGGUUAGAGUCUGGUUCUUUAUUUACUCAAGGACCAGGAACUUAUAAAAUACCGUCAUUUAAUGAUGUACCAAUUAAUUUUCGUGUUAGUUUAUUUAAAAAUGCGCCGAAUCCAUUUGCUAUUUUCUCAUCAAAAGGUGUGGGUGAACCAGCAUUAACGUUAUCAACCACUGUUUUCUUUGCUAUUAAGAAAGCAAUUGAAUCUUAUCGACAUGAUAAUGGUUUAACUAAAUAUUUUGCAUUGAAUAGUCCAGCAACAUGUGAAAAGAUCCGUAUGGCAUGCGCAGAUAACUUUACAAAAGACGUAGUCGGUGAAGAAACAUAUGAAAAUUUUCAACCGAACGGAAGUUAUUAA